This is a messenger RNA of Lactuca saligna, 324 nucleotides long. The record is from the annotation of a GenBank genome assembly. NCBI's taxonomy places the organism in Eukaryota, Viridiplantae, Streptophyta, Magnoliopsida, Asterales, Asteraceae.
AUGUUUUUACGUACCCCUGUCGGAAUACAAGCCUUAAACUCGUCACCGUGCUCCGGUGAUAACGGAAACACCACGAGCUCAUCAACCUCUGAGGCAGCAGGCAGCAGAUGUCGGUUUCUUGCUGCGGAGAGGAAACAGGAGAAGAAGGAAAAUUGGAACAGCAUCGGCAGAGCCUCAAGAGGCCGUCGGUGGCCUUGCCAGUCGAAACACGAGUGUGAAGGCGGUGGCGGUUCACGUCUUCAACAGCAGCUUCGCAACAUCGGUGGUGGAGGCAAAAGGCUGGCAGCGGCAGAGGAAGUAAGAGGGGGUGAAGAUGGCGGCUAG